Molecule: messenger RNA, 651 nt
Organism: Dromiciops gliroides (monito del monte)
Lineage: Eukaryota; Metazoa; Chordata; Mammalia; Microbiotheria; Microbiotheriidae
Gene: TM4SF20
Product: transmembrane 4 L six family member 20
Exons: 4
Coding region: 1-651 (216 amino acids)
Cellular component (GO): membrane
Source: RefSeq, a predicted model, not a curated record
AUGACUUGCUGCGAAGGCUUCACAUCCUGCAAUGGAUUUAGCUUGAUGGUUCUGUUGCUGUUGGCAGUGGCUCUCAAUGCAGUACCACUAGUUAUUUACAAACUUCAAGAUGAUGAGGUGAUAUCUUGCUUUGAAUGGUGGUUGCCUGGAAUCCUAGGAGCAGGUGUGCUGGCCAUUCCUGCAACUACAAUGGCGUUGUCUGCAAGGAAAAGAAAAGGUUGCAACAACAGAUGUGGAAUGAUCCUGACAUCUUUUUUGAGCAUACUGACUAUUGGUGGUGCUUUGUAUUGUGUUUUGGUGUCUUUACUGGCUCUUUUUGAAGGACCUCUCUUUUGCAACUACAACUACAACAACAAAAACAUCACUAUAUCCAAUUGUACAUUUUCAAUGGAAACCUUAAGGCACAUUCACCAGCACAUGAAUGAGUCACUUACUCUACAGUGGUUUUACAGUACCUGUGAGUCUGAUCUCAACAAUUCUACCACCAUUAGCUCUGAAGAAAAGAAGCUUAAGAUUAUUCACCUUACAGUAUUUACUGGUUUAGUUUUGGUUGGGCUUCUUGAGAUUUUAUUCAGUAUCAGUCAGAUAGUGAUUGGGGUGCUUGGCUGCUGCUGUGGAGUUUCUAAGCAGAGAAACAGAAGAACAUGGUAA